AAUAGCUUGAAAAACCCAAUGGGAGAAACAGAAAAUGAACAAGAGGAAGCGGGAAGAAGAGGCGGGCAAUAACAAUAGCAUGGAGAUCGUUUGGCAAACUCCAGCCAAUCCACCAGAGCCACAAGAUUACAUCUUACGCAACGGGAGGCGCCACGUCAGACCGUACUACUUCGAGUUCAUCUCUCACGUUAAGAAUCGUUGGGCAGGCAAAACCAUUGUCGAUUUGUUCGCCGAGGAAUUCAAAGGCCGACCAUAUGAUUACUAUGUUAGUGCUGUUAAAUGUGGAAGGAUACAAGUUGAUGGAGAGAUAGUGCCCGUUUCGUAUAUAGUUAAGCAGUCGCAAAAGAUUAGCCAUUUUUUACACAGGCAUGAACCGCCGGUGAUGGCUUAUGAUGUUUCUGUUCUUCAGAACGAACUGGAUGUGCUGACGGUUUGCAAGCCAGCGUCUGUUCCGGUGCACCCCUGUGGUCAAUAUCGUAAAAACACCAUUGUUGGCAUCCUUCAAGCAGAGUAUGGAUUGGCACCUCUAUUUCCAAUUCAUCGGCUAGAUCGUCUUGUCUCAGGACUCCUUAUUUUGGCCAGAAAUGCUUCAAAGGCUGACUUCUUUAGGCAACAGAUUGAAGCUGGGUUGGUGCAGAAACAAUAUAUUGCAAAGGUCAUCGGGGUAUUUCCAGAGGAUGAGAUAAUGGUUGAUGCUAACAUAGAUUAUAAUGCUCGAGAAGGAAGGAGCACGGCAGAGGUAGAAAAUGCUAAUGGUGCUGUGAAGGGGAAGGCUGCUUCUACUAAAUUUACCCGGAUUAGUACAGAUGGCACUCAUAGCAUUGUUUUGUGUGAACCAAUCACGGGCCGAACUCAUCAAAUCCGUGUUCAUUUGCAGUAUACAGGUCAUCCAAUUGCCAAUGACAUGCUUUACCUCUCAGAACAUGUAAUUGGUCGGUCUGCUGGAGGAAUGAGUGCUGAUAGAGCUGCUGCUAAUUCAGGCCAUUCACCAGAGUUCAUUUUUCAUGAUAAUUGUCCUGGUGAAGAGAACUCUGGAGAUGAUUUUAGCAUUGAUCCUAUGUGUACAAAUUGCCCAAAUCUGGCCCCAAAAGGAUAUGAUGGGCUUGAAGAGGGUUUGUGGCUACAUUGUUUUAGGUACUCUGGAGCUGGAUGGACCUAUGAAUGUCCAUAUCCAGAUUGGGCACCACUUCCUGAAUAACUAAUCAUUCUAUUUUUCUUUUUUAGUUUUAAUUAUUUUCCUGUUCCUAAAAUAUUGUGAAAAUUGUAAAAAUGAUUAAUUAUUUUCUUUGUACGAAAAAUACUUGACCACUUGGACCAGUCAGUUGAUAGGCUAUAGGUGCGUCCUGCUAUUCCUAAAAUAUUGUGAAAAUUGUAAAAAUGAUUAAUUAUUUUCUUUGUACGAAAAGUACUUGACCACUUGGACCAGUCAGUUGAUAGGCACCUAAGUUGUAGAUUUGCAGGUUCAAAACGUGAAGACCAUACAUAUGUGCUUUUGUGA
Molecule: messenger RNA, 1498 nt
Organism: Quercus lobata
Lineage: Eukaryota; Viridiplantae; Streptophyta; Magnoliopsida; Fagales; Fagaceae
Product: Pseudouridine synthase family protein
Exons: 12
Coding region: 35-1198 (387 amino acids)
Biological process (GO): enzyme-directed rRNA pseudouridine synthesis
Molecular function (GO): RNA binding; pseudouridine synthase activity
Source: RefSeq, a predicted model, not a curated record